AUUAUGCGGCCACACUGGAUUGGUAAUUGUUUCGCGCACGUUGUUGUGUUGUCACAUCGCAUGGCAAUAAUAUAGCAUUAAAAUGCGCAAUCUUAAACUGCGAUUUUGCAAGGAAGACACGACAGGCAUUCAAAAUGCCAGGCAACUGUUGCUGCUACCCGAUACCGAAUACAAUGACAAAGAAAGGAACACCACCUACGUUGUAACCGACAGCAAAAUCUACGCCGUGAACGAAACCGGCAAUGACAACGAUGAGUUAAAGUCUCAAAUAGUUGCGGAUCUUCCGAACAUAGUUGGUGCAGAAGUCUUGCAGUUAAAUAAUUCCAUCUGCGUGGCGACGGGAGCUGGUGAGGUUUUGCUCAUAAAUCUGGAUACUUUUGACACUACUGAGGGCACCUAUUGUGAUGUGGGUAUUGAGUGCAUGGCCUGGUCCCCCAAUCAAGAGGUGGUUGUGUUUGUAACCAAGACAAAAAAUGUGGUGGUCAUGACCUGCACGUAUGAGGUGCUAGGUGAGCAAGCCCUGGAUGCAGAGCUUGCCGCAGAUCAGCAAUUUGUUAACGUUGGCUGGGGCAAAAAGGAGACGCAAUUUCAUGGCACAGCCGGCAAACAGGCAGCCAAGCAAUCACCCGAAUUCCAGACGCCCGGGGAUGUGCAAGAGCUCCCGCAGGAUGUGCACAUUUCUUGGCGCGGCGAUGGCGCUUUCUUUGCCGUAUCCUAUGUAGCUAGCAGUGUGGGGCGCACGUUUAGCGUGUAUGACAACGAGGGCAAGCUGCAACACAUGGCUGAGAAGUGGAAUGGAUUGCAGUCGCCACUCGCAUGGCGUCCCAGCGGUAAUUGGAUAGCUCAGCCCCAAAGUUUUUCCAAUCGACCGUCAACAAUUUCGUUGUUCGAGAAGAAUGGUUUGCGCCAUCGGGAAUUUGAAUUGCCAUUCGAUUUGCAAACGGAAUACAUUGAGCAACUGCAGUGGAGCACUGAUUCAGAUGUGCUGGCACUGCAGACACGUACAGCGACAGAUCAGAGAAUCUAUCUCUAUACGAUUGGCAACUAUCAUUGGUAUUUAAAGCAAGUGCUGACCUUCAAGAUGACUGAUCGGUUGGCCUGCUGCCAGUGGUCCAGUGGUCGUGACCAUACGUUAUACGUAUUGUUGGAGAGCGGCAAGCGUUACAUUUACAGCUGGAACUGGGCUAUUGACCGCUUUCGCAAUGUUGUUUGCGUCACUGAUGGCAAACGUGUGCUAUUGACAAAUCUGCAUGAGGCUGUGGUGCCGCCGCCCAUGAGUCAACAUGUCCUGCAGGUGGACGAAUACAUCAAUGCUAUCGCUUGCAGUGAAAGUUUUAUGUGCCUUUAUUCUAGCGAGCAUAACAUAUUCUCUUACAAUAUUCUUAACGAUGAACGUGGCGCGUUUCCGUUGGGGAGAGAGGGGAAAUCGACACCCGGAAGAAGCGAGGAGUCGCAAAUCCAAAUGGCUAGUUUGCUGCAUCAUCAUGCAGGGCAUCAACUUCUAGCCACGCGAACCUUGGGCAAGAACACACAUGUUCUCAGUGUGGCAUACGUUCCGAAUGGCGAAUAUCGCGUGGUGUCGUCACGAGUUCUGAGCGGCAUAGUUAACGCCUCAGUCGAGGGUCUUAACGGCAAUGUUUACGCGCAUACAGUAAACAAUGGACAAAUCUUUGAGAUUUCAUUAGCAGAAGCCGGCAAUAUUGAGCACAUUGGUUGGCACUACCAAUUGAAACAACCUGCUGAUUACAUUGAUUGUUGGAUACCCAAGAACAAGGACAAUCUGAAAACAUCGAAAGUUGCUGUCAUUACACUGCGCUCACAACAAUUGCUGCAGAUCGACGGCAAACUCAUUGAUGAGGAUGUGACCUCAUUUAUCGUUACCAACAAUUAUGUGAUCUACACUCAGCUUAAUGCGCUGCACUUUGUGGAGAUAAACAAUCGUCGCAAGGUAUCCACAAGAAGCAUCGAACGAGGUGCAAAACUGGUGAUGCAUGCUCCGGAUGCCCGCUUGGUGUUGCAAUUGCCUCGCGGUAAUCUGGAAGUGAUUUAUCCCCGUGUACUGGUCCUAGAGCUAAUCGGUUCUUUGCUAAACGACAAACGGUUCAAUGAUGCAAUGCGUAUGAUUCGUACGCACAGGAUAAAUCCGAAUAUCAUUUGUGAUCACAAUGUUCAAUCAUUUUGUUCCGAGCCACAUGUGUUUCUAGGUGAAAUUAGCGACCCUCAAUGGCUGUGUCUAUUCCUCAGUGAGCUGAAGAACGAGGAUUACGCUCUAGGGAUGUAUGCCAGCAAUUAUGAAGCAUCUCAGCAGAGUUAUCCGACGGGGUACAACGUUGAUAUCAAAGUCGAGUAUAUUUGUGGAUUGCUGUGCGAAUGCAUGGAGAAGAUGCCAGGCGACUUUCGUCUGCCCAUCAUAACGACUUAUGUGAAGUUGGGCAAGCUUGAGAAUGCUCUGCUUCUUAUUUGGAAGCAUAAGCAAACAGAUGCGCACCUGGCGGAUCAGUUGCUCAAGUAUUUACUGUAUCUGGUCGAUGUCAAUGAGCUGUACAAUGUCGCCCUGGGCACAUAUUUGUUUGGACUCGUUCUUUUCGUUGCCCAAAAGUCGCAAAAGGAUCCCAAGGAGUUUCUGCCGUAUCUGAAUGAGCUGAAGGCUCUACCGGAGGACUAUCGCAAGUUUAAAAUUGAUGAACAUCUCAAGCGAUACGAUUGCGCCCUGACUCACCUAGCUGCAUGCGGAGAAGAGCAUUACGACUUGGCCUUGGAUCUCAUUAAGCAGCACAAUAUAUACAGAAAGGCAUUGCUCAUUUAUCGAGAUCACACAGCCAUGCAGCAACGCAUCCAUGUGGCCUAUGCGGAUCAUUUGCGUGCCAAUGCGCAAUUAGAGGCGGCAAGCCUCAUGUAUGAACGGGGCGGUCAGCUCCAGCAAGCGCUACUCAGUGCCAAGCACACUUUGGACUGGCAGCGUGUCAUUAAUUUGGCUAAACGUACUGGUGAACCGAUUGAACAGGUAGCCAGCUCAAUGGUGACGCCACUGCAGCAGCAGGAUCGACAUCUCGAAGCCUACGAACUAAGCAAACAGUUCACCACGUGGACAGACGUUCCUCCGUUGCAGAUACUUAUCGAUGGACAUCUCUAUGGUCGUGCCAUUUUUGAGGCUAGCUUACUACGAGAAGAACUUUCAGAUGAUGCUUUGGAAAGUCGGAUACGACCAUCACUGAUUGGCUUUGUGGAUCAGUUGAAGGCAUCUCUCAGCGCGGAUGAGAACUUGUUUCUGGAAUACAAGCAGCGAUUGCUGGACAUUCGUCAACGUCAGGCGACUGUUGACGAGCGCGAUGGUUUGGCUAAUCACGAUGUGGAAAUUGAUGAGGUAGAUCUGCUAUCAGAUACCAGUAGCAUGCAUUCAUCUCGCUAUAGCCAUAGCUCCCGGAGUACUGGCACAGGGAAAACCUUUCGCUCGAGCAAAAAUCGACGCAAGCACGAACGCAAACUGCUCAGUUUGAAGCCAGGCAAUCCAUUUGAAGACAUCGCGCUCAUCGAUGCGCUUCACAACCAAGUUACAAAGAUUGCACAUCAGAAACAACAACAACUUGUGCGUGACACAUGCAAAGCACUAAUGCAGCUCCACACGGAGGACGAACGGGCGGCGGAAUUGCAGCAACAGUACGCAAGCGUCAUGUCUGUGGUGCAGGCAUCUUUGGACUCCAUUUGGAUACCUGAACUAAUGGGCGGCACAUCGCAACACUUGACCGGACCCAAUAUCGAUUACAUGGCGCUGCAAAAGGAGCAGCGUUAUGCGUUGAUAAGUCCCAUAAAGCGAUUGAAGCCGCAACUAAAUAUCACCGAUUGGCAGCAUACUGCCCUGCAAUAAAUGUUUUAAGUGUAGCCAAUAAGCUGAUAUCGAAUGUUAUCGAUAGCUCCAUUGAAUACCAUUUAUGAAAUCAAAAAAUUUGCGUGUAUUUCGGAUUUCGAUUUUCACUUUUCAUGCAAAUAUGUUUUGAUCUAAUUAAUAUGUUAAAACCAAAACCAACGCUUGGCUUACGCCGGGUCCGCCUCUCAUUUACUUUCACUUGAGUUGUCUGAAAAAAUAAAUGUUGCAUUAAACUUACUAA
This is a messenger RNA of Drosophila nasuta, 4106 nucleotides long. It is a transcript of the gene Elp1, whose product is annotated as elongator complex protein 1. The transcript is spliced from 6 exons. Gene Ontology annotation, biological process: tRNA wobble base 5-methoxycarbonylmethyl-2-thiouridinylation. Gene Ontology annotation, molecular function: tRNA binding; protein binding. The record is from RefSeq and is a predicted model, not a curated record. NCBI's taxonomy places the organism in Eukaryota, Metazoa, Arthropoda, Insecta, Diptera, Drosophilidae. Gene Ontology annotation, cellular component: cytosol; elongator holoenzyme complex. Bases 83 to 3865 code for a protein of 1260 amino acids.